AUGUCUAAUUGGAAAGAAGCGAAAGAUGCAAACGGAAGGGUAUAUUACUACAACACUCUGACGAAGAAAUCUACGUGGGAGAAACCAACCCAGCUAGUUUCUAAGCAAGAGCAGCUUCUUCAGGAAAAUGGCUGGAGAGCGGCCAAGACUGCAGAGGGAAAAGUGUACUACUAUAAUACAACGACAAGAAAAACUAGCUGGGCUAUCCCCAUUUUCGAAAAGAAAACAGAGGACAUCGCAAAGAAAGAACCAGAUGUAAUACUAUCUGCUCAAGCUAGUAAAUAUAGAACGGUUUCUACAGAUGAAGAGAAAAAAGAACUAAGGCAAAAUAUCAAAGAAGAAGAGAGCCAAUAUUCCAAUGACUCAAAGUUGCUUAAUGUCAAAAGAAGGACGAAAGAAGAAGCGGAAAAAGAAUUUAUCACGAUGUUGAAGGAAAAACAAGUAGACUCUACGUGGUCAUUCAGUCGAAUAAUAUCAGAACUAGGAACUAGAGAUCCGAGAUAUUGGAUGGUCGACGAUGAUCCGUUAUGGAAAAAAGAUAUGUUUGAAAAGUAUCUUUCUAAUAGAUCUGCUGAUCAACUUCUAAAGGAACAUAAUGAAACAAGCAAAUUUAAAGAUGCAUUCUUGGAAAUGCUACGAAAUAAUUCCAAUAUAAAAUAUUAUACCCGUUGGUCAACCGCAAAGAGGCUAAUUGCUGAUGAACCAAUAUACAAACACUCGGUGGUUAACGAAAAGACAAAAAAACAAACUUUCCAAAACUAUAUAGACACUCUUGCAAAUGCAGAGAGGGAAUCUAAAGAAAAAUUGAAGACACAGGCCCUAGAAGAAUUAAGAGAAUAUUUGAACGGUAUUUUAAUGUCGCCAUCUUCCGAAGCAAUCAUAACAUGGCAACAACUGUCAAGUCAUUAUGUUUUUGAUAAGAGCAAGAGAUAUAUGGCCAAUAGACAUUUCAAAAUUUUGACUCAUGAAGAUGUUUUAACCGAUUAUUUGAAGAUUGUAAGUACAAUUGAAAAUGAUCUUGAAAACAAGCUGGAUCAACUUCGGCUGCGCAAUUAUACCAGGGAUCGCAUGGCCAGAGAUAAUUUCAAAGCUUUACUAAAGGAGAUCCCUAUCCAGAUCAAAGCAAAUACCAAAUGGUCUGAUAUCUACCCCUACUUAAAGUCUAAUCCACGGUUUUUGCAAAUGCUUGGAAGGGACGGGUCUUCCUGCCUUGAUUUGUUUUCAGAUCACGUUGAUGAACAAAGGAUGUACAUAUUCGCACAAAGAUCAAUAGCACAACAAACGUUGAUAGAUCAGAAUUUUCAAUGGAACGAUACAGAUGGCGACGGAAUCACUAGAGAGAACAUUGAAAAGGUUUUAGCGAAUGACCUGAAAUUCAAGAAGGUAGAUAAAGAAGACAUCAGUUUGAUAGCUGAUGGUAUAGUACAACAAAGAAACGAAAAGAUACAACAGAACCUUCAAAAAGAACGUAGAAUAAUGGAGCAAAAGAAGCACUAUUUUUGGUUACUUUUGCAAAGGAUAUACACGAAAACUGGCAAGCCUAAGCCCAGCAACUGGGACUUGGCUUCCAAGGAGCUGAGCGAGGCUCUCGAAUAUAAGGCAUUAGGUGAUAACGAUACUAUUAGAAAGCAAAUUUUUGAAGGUUUCAAACCCGAAAGCUCUCCACUGACUUCCGAAAGUGCCACAGCCGAUAUACCGUUAACUCCUUCUAAAAAGAGACAUUUGAGCCAGGCGAUCGAAUUAGACUAUUAG
Molecule: messenger RNA, 1752 nt
Organism: Saccharomyces kudriavzevii IFO 1802
Lineage: Eukaryota; Fungi; Ascomycota; Saccharomycetes; Saccharomycetales; Saccharomycetaceae
Gene: PRP40
Product: snoRNA-splicing protein PRP40
Exons: 1
Coding region: 1-1752 (583 amino acids)
Biological process (GO): mRNA cis splicing, via spliceosome
Cellular component (GO): U1 snRNP; U2-type prespliceosome
Molecular function (GO): protein binding; RNA binding
Source: RefSeq, a predicted model, not a curated record